This is a messenger RNA of Leptidea sinapis, 2551 nucleotides long. RefSeq names its product U4/U6.U5 tri-snRNP-associated protein 1. Bases 114 to 2387 code for a protein of 757 amino acids. Gene Ontology annotation, cellular component: U4/U6 x U5 tri-snRNP complex. The transcript has 16 exons. The record is from RefSeq and is a predicted model, not a curated record. NCBI's taxonomy places the organism in Eukaryota, Metazoa, Arthropoda, Insecta, Lepidoptera, Pieridae. Gene Ontology annotation, biological process: mRNA cis splicing, via spliceosome; maturation of 5S rRNA.
AUUCUUAAUUCGUAAUUUGCAAAUUUCGCAAUUAGUAGUUUGUUUAGUACUUGAAUAUAAAAAUAUCAUUAUUAUUGUUGAAUGUUCAAUAAGUUUUAUUUCAUAUAUUAGUAAUGGGAUCUAAAAAGCACAAGAAGGAUUCCAAAAAGAAGAAGCACAGGAGUAGAUCACGUUCCCCUUUAGAUGGCGAAGAGCGCGAGCGGAAACGCCAUAAGAAACACAAAGAUCGCAAGAAGGAUCGAUCUCCAGAUGUUGAGGAGGUACCUGUGGACUCGCAUCUAAAUGUCAAAGACAAUGGAGCUGUACGGAGCCGUAGUCGCAGUACCAGUAUCCCUCCAACUGACACACGCAAGGAUAAAAGUCAUGAUAAAGAAAGACGAACAAGUGUUGAGAGGUCAGUGUCACCAAUAGCUCAGCCGUCAUCAAAUCAAGAAAGCUUAUCAAUUGAAGAAACUAACAAACUUAGGGCUAAACUUGGUCUCAAACCUCUAGAAGUGACAGAGAAAACAGCUGAUGACGGUAAAAUCAAAGAUGAUUUGGGAGAGUUCUACCACAAGCCGGCCGCGAACAUCACCCAGCAGAAGAAGACUGAGAAGAUACGCGAACGACUCGAGGAGCGCAAGGAAAAGAGGAAACUUGAGAAAAAAUUAAAGACUACCCUUCUGGUGGACGAAGUGGCUUCAGAUGACGAAGAUGCCUCAGCUUGGGUAAAAAAGUCGCGAGAGAUGGAGAAACAGAAACAGGAAGCUGCUAAACGGGCGGCAAUGUUGGAUGAGAUGGACGAGGUAUUCGGCGUGAGUGAGCUGGUGGCCCAGGAGCAGCGUGGAGAUGCGGAGCUCAGCUACCGGGAGCGGCACCUGCGAGGGUUGCGGGUAGCGCACGACAUGGACCUGUUGCCCGAGGAGCGUGACACGAUACUGACACUGGCCGAUAAAGAUGUCCUGGCCGAAGACAAUGAAGACGUGCUCGUCAACGUGAAUAUUGUCGACGACGAGAGGUACAAGAAGAAUAUAAAAGAGCGACGCAAGGCGGCUGCGGGCUACCAGGCGUAUGACGAGGAGAACGAGAUGGCGGAGGCUCUGGGGCUGCCUCGGGCCGUGCUGGCCAAGUAUGACGAGGAGCUGGAACCUGGUGCGGCCGAGAGGAGCAGGGGCUUCCUGCUGGGGGAGCAGCGGUCGCGCGACAACGUGGCUACCUCGAUGCAGGACCGGCUGUAUGGUGCGGAGAAACGGCUGGAGUCGCUGCGAAUGCCGGAGUUACGGGUCGCCUCCGACUACAUGGAUGAGCAUGAGAUCAGCGCCAAGUUCAAGAAGGUCAAGAAGAAGGGCAAGAUGCGUAAGAAAGCUAAGCAAGAGCCGAUAGAUGUGGAGGAGUAUGAAGCGGGCACUGCCCCAUUGGAAACCGACGACACAGAGGUGAAGUCGGAGCUGGAACGUGAGCUGCAGCAGGACGAGGACGAGGUGGAGGUGGACGCUGAGCUCCAGGCGGCCGUGGCGCGCGCACGACGGUUGAGACAAGCUCCGCCCACCGCUCCCACCACCUUGAAGGUGGAAGACAUCGAGAGGGUAAAAGAAGAGGAGGAGCCAAUGGAGGAGUCGGGUGGUGAGGGAAGCGCGUUUAUGGUGCUGGAUGCGACGGCCGAGUUCUGUCGCACCCUGGGGGAAAUACCCACCUACGGACUGGCACCCAACCGGGACACCACCACCGAGAUCAUGGAUUUCGAACGCGACGUGGAUAUGGAGGUGGAAAGUGAGAUCAAAGAGGAGCACACGGGGGAGGUUGAUGAGGAGGCCGCAGGCGCCUGGAGCAGAGUCGACAUCGGAAAAGAGAAACCGGUCGACCUUGUCGCUGGGUCGUCGGUGGGGCUGGAAGCAGAGCCAGCCUUGGGGGCUGGAGUGGCAGGUGCUCUCCAGCUGGCUCUCAGCAAGGGAUACCUGGAGCGAGCUGGAAGUAGCGCGCCGCGACCUUCACGACAGCACCCGCUGGCCGCCGCGCACUACUCCAUUGACGACAAGCAGCACGGGGAGGACGACAAGUACAGCCGGCGAGAGCGGGGCCACGACCGCGGCCACGGCGGGCCCGUCUCCGAGUUCCGCGAGAAGAACAACUUCCGGCCCAGCAUCAAGCUGGAGUACGUGGACGACGAGGGACGCCCGCUGUGUCCCAAGGAGGCGUUCCGGUACCUCUCGCACAAGUUCCACGGCAAGGGGCCCGGCAAGAACAAGCAGGAGAAGAGGAUCAAGAAAGCCGUUCAGGAGGGGUUGAUGAAGAAGAUGAGCUCGACGGACACGCCGCUCGGCACUCUACACAUGCUGCAGCAGAAGCAGAAGGAGACGCACUCCCCUUACGUGCUGCUCAGCGGCAACAAGAAGGAGAACAAUGCCUGACUCCUACCUAAACACACACAUACACGCGUGAUUCAUUUAUAAGCAAAAUAAUAAACCUCAUAUAAGCAAUACUGUUUAGAGAAUUGUAUGAACUUUUUAUAAAACUCCCAACAAUAUUCCAAUAGUAUAUAUUAUACUUCACAAAUAAAAAUUGAAAUCCGUAC